AUGUUUGCACAAGCAACUCCUGCUAUGCAAACCAUCGCUGCUGCGCUUAUUGAUGGGGAUCAUCACACCGUUGAUGAAUUGACGCAAACCGCUCUGGAAGAAGGCAUAGAAGCAUUGGAGAUUAUGGAUGACGGACUCAUCGCUGCGAUGGGAAUCGUUGGCAUCAAGUUCCGGGAGAACUUCAUCUUUGUGCCAGAAGUCUUGGCGUGUGCCCGGGCAAUGAAAGCCGGAAUGGCGCAUGUUGAACCGAUUCUUUCAGAUUCAGGUAUCGAGCCGGUUGGCACAGUGAUUAUGGGGACCGUCAAGGGGGACCUGCAUGAUAUUGGCAAGAACUUGUGCAUCAUGAUGUUGCGCGGAGCAGGUUUUGUGGUACACGAUUUGGGUGUUGACACCUCUGAUGAUGAAUUCAUUGAGGCUUUUGAGGAAUAUGAAGCACCGAUCUUGGGAAUGUCGGCACUCCUAACGACGACAAUGCCGAACAUGGGGAAGACAAUUGAUGCUUUUAUUGACGAAGACUUGCGGGAAGAAGUCAAGAUUAUGGUAGGGGGUGCUCCGGUUACACAGACAUUUGCUGAUGACAUGGGUGCUGACGGAUACGGUAAAGAUGCGCUGGAAUGUGUCGCUUUAGCUAAACAGUUUCUUGAGGAACCGGACGAAGAGUGGUAG
Geodia barretti is the source of this 666-nucleotide messenger RNA. The record is from the annotation of a GenBank genome assembly. Lineage: Eukaryota; Metazoa; Porifera; Demospongiae; Tetractinellida; Geodiidae.